CAUAUCUACAUUGAAGCGCGCUUGUAGGAAGCUUGGUAUCCCAAGGUGGCCACCUCACCAUAUAAACACGAUAAACAAGAAUGGUGGGAGUUCUGUUCAAAUAUCCCCAACUACUGGAUCUUUGCCUAGGUCUGAACCCUUAAAAAUGAAGGUGACAUGAUGCAACUGGAUUCAUUGGAUCAACAAUCAAUGGAUGCCACAAAGAAUGGAGGGGAUGUUAUUUGUUCACAGGAAAAAGGCACAAUGAAGAUGCCAUAUAGAGAAGACAAAAAAACUGGUGUUAGAAUUGCAAUGCCUUCAGAGCAUAUCCUACAAACUUCAAAAGAGAGCCUUGAGGGUGCUGCAGAGCACCACGGCGCAAGCCAAUCUGCAUUUAAAUCUGCUGGCAGCCCCUAUGUUAUACAGAGGUGGCCAACUCGCAUGCACAGUAAGGUAAGUCACUCUUGGCCAUGUGUUAAUCAGGAAACAAUUCCCACAAUUGAAUUGUUAUCUGUUGCAAUUAUUGGUUUUUCAGAAUAAUGAGAAACUCGAUUCUAUUCAAGUAUUCCAGAUUACAAGAUCCCUGCCUAGACCUGGACCUUUACAAAAUGGAGAUGAUCAGAUGAUGCAGCUGGAUUCAUCAAAUCAACAAUCAAUGGAUGCCAUAAACAUUACGAAUGUUGUCGGUGCAGAACAAAGCAACAUUGCUGUUACUUGUUCACAGGGAAAAAAAAAGCAAUAAAGAGGUCAGAAAGAGAGCACAAAAAAACUGGAGUUAAAAUUGCAAUUCCUAUUGAGGAUAUCCUACAAGCUUCGGAAAUGAGCCUCAAUGAUG
Camellia sinensis is the source of this 814-nucleotide messenger RNA. Lineage: Eukaryota; Viridiplantae; Streptophyta; Magnoliopsida; Ericales; Theaceae. The record is from RefSeq and is a predicted model, not a curated record.